AUGGCUUGCAUGCAGGAGGAAGCCAUGAAAGAGAAGGGAUCAGCAGUGAAGAGUCAAGAGGCGCUUCUUCUUCCUCCCCGGCGCGGACGCAUAAAGCGUCUCGUAUUCGCCUGUCUGUUCCGAAGCUUCAAAGCCCCCGUCGCUCAACUCUUCGGCUCUGUUCUCGGCUGCAGUGCCCCCGCAGCAGAUCAAAAGCCGUCUCGCUCAUCUUCUUCGCUCGCUCCUCGGUGGGUUUCGGGUGGGAAAAUGGCUGUGUGUUGUGUCGUCUGGUGUUGGUUUUGUUUCAUCCGCCGUCUGCUGCGGCUCGCUUUCGAUCUUUCUCUGUAUCGGUAUCAGCUGGAAGUAGGAAGCCGCUCCAUUCUCGUCGUCGCCGCUGACGGAAAUUCCGGAAAUGACCUUGAGCUUGUGCUCGUCGGCGAAGCGUCCGGCGCUGGGGACGCCGACGAGGCGCUGCGGAUCAUCGCUGAGAAGGCCGGCAGGAGGGGCGGCGUGGUCGGCAUGUCGGAUUGCUGCUCGAUUAUGGCCGCGGCGCUUGAGCGCGGCAAUGCCGGGUUGGUUCUGUCCGUGUUCUAUGCCCCAGGUCCAGGUGAAGACGGUACUUAUGUCGACCGGUGGAGAUGGUCCAGGCCUGACGUGCGCUUAUACACACUGUUAGUUCAGGGUCUUGCAGCAUCACUAAGGGUUUCUGAUGUUCUAAGUGUGAUUGAUAUCAUAUGCCAAGUAGGGGUUUCUCCCGGUGCGGAUGUCCCUUUCGGGAAGGUUGUGAGAUGUCCAAGUUGUAUGAUAGCUGUUGCUGUUGCACAACCCCAAGAUGGUAUUCAGAUUGUUUCCUGUGCCACCUGCCGUUACAAGUAUGAGCUAUUUUCCGGUGACAUUAUUAGUAUUGACUCCGAAGAGAUCAGCAUGGAUGUUCCAGCAUGGAAACGGGGGCUAAGAUUUCUGAAUUUAACAAAGCAAACUAUCCCUGCUGCAGUUCACUCUGUUGUGGUGCAGACCCCUUCUGGUGUGGCGUGCACCCACUGGUUUGCCACUGAAACAGCUACUCUUCCUGCUCAAGCAGGAGAUAGAGUAACUAUGGCUUUAGCAGCUCCAUCAAAUGUUUACCGGGAGGUGGGUCCAUUUAAGUUUAGCCCAAAGGCUCCCAACUUCUACCCCAGUGAGCCUAUGUGCCUCACGAACCACAAAGAUGGGAGGGAAUCGCUACUUUUAAGCGCACCUGCAAAAGACGGAAAUUCAUUGUUAUUCAAUCCGUCUGUCCUUUUUCCACUCCUAGCUGUGCUGGCCACUGGAGAUGCUGCAUCUGGAUUUAUUGAUCCCAGCUUGCCUCAGCUCCUUUCAGUUGGUGCAGUUGCAUCUCUCACAGUUGGGGCUACUUUAAAUGUUCUGGUUUUUCCCCAAUUAAACAGACUUCUGCAAAGAUCAGUCGAUGCAACUGCAAUCAAGCAGCAACUUCUGUCUCAAUAUACUGUACUCCAGUCUCGCAUCAAAGACCUGAAACAAGCUGCUGAAAAAGAGGUAUAAUCGUUCAAUGUAGCAACCAUUUUGCAUUGAUAAAAAUGCAACUUCCUCCUGUUGUUGAGACGGGAACUGGAAAUGGGGGGUAAACCUGUAAUGUCAACUCUCCGUUUUGUUCGAAACCCCUGAUUCAGACCACGUUGCUUCCACAUUACCUGGCAUUUGACCGUUAAACUUAAAAUUACCGUUUUAGCUUAUCUGGGUAUGGCAUUCUUUUACUCUGCGAAGUCAAUGAGUGAUUUUACAUGGAAAGAUCCUCUUCACUCUCCGGUCUGAAUAUCCUUGAAGAUAUUCUCUAUUUUCGAUUAACUCUAUGUUUAUCAGUUUUCAUGUGGGCAACUAACAAGUCUUGAAAGUGUGGAGUCAAUCUUUUUAGAUAGUAGGUUCAUAGCUCUUUGGCAAUUAAAGAAAGGAUCAUUAAGCAACGUGAUCUUUUCAAAUCUUGAAUGAAGCGGAUCUCGAGCAUGAAUUUCCAUUGCUGCCAAUUAUUUCAAACCUGGCAGUUGAAUGCUGCUCCUGGAACUCUGAUCAUCUAACUUUCACUUUGCCAUGACUUAUGAUAGUUCAAUCGGCGACUUUAGAUAUUUUCUUUGCUUUUGUUUACAUGAAAUGACAAGAUGGUGAGAAGUUUCAGAACAGUGUGCAUCUAUGUAGGUAUGGAUA
This is a messenger RNA of Syzygium oleosum, 2178 nucleotides long. RefSeq lists its product as uncharacterized. Bases 1 to 1521 code for a protein of 506 amino acids. The record is from RefSeq and is a predicted model, not a curated record. The transcript has 9 exons. NCBI's taxonomy places the organism in Eukaryota, Viridiplantae, Streptophyta, Magnoliopsida, Myrtales, Myrtaceae.